AUGGCGACGAAGAAGGACUCUCCUUUCUUGGGUCGCUUAUCCCGUCGACUACAGACGCUCGGUAGCGUCCUACUGCUCAUCCUGCCCAGUGCACUCGUAGUGUUAGCGCAAGCGGAACCAAUCCUGAAGAUCCGCACGACUGAGUUUACCCGAUACAGUGAGGUGAUUGAAUAUGAAAGCUCAACGUCGUACAAUCCGCGCGGUAUGGCACCGCUGUACGAAAUCACCAAUCACGUGAUCGAUUUGUUUGUUGACGAGAAUCCGAUUCCGGAUGGAUACAUCACGUUCAAGGCCGGCGCAAUUGCUGCAGGACCGAACGUUUCGGACAACAAUUGGGGCCCGCUGCUGAAGCAGUACUGGGCGAUCUUGCUGGUGGCAGCAUUGUGCAUCAUCAUGAUUGCGAUAAUGCCUAUCAUGGGGCUAUGCUUGUGUUGCUGCCGCUGCUUCGGCGGAUGCGGUGGACGUUCGCAACCGUUCGACAAGAAACACGAUACGUGCCGUCGAGCAAUUUUGGGCUUCCUGUUGAUCUGCUCAACCUCAGCUUUGGUAUUCGGUGUGGUGGUUGCAUUCGUUACCAACAGCUAUAUGCAGCAUGGGGUGGAAAACGUCACCACUUCCGCACGGCAUGCUGUACACGAUACACGGCAGUACUUGAAGACUACCUCGUCUCACAUCGAUCAUGUGCUGAACAAAAACUACCAGGAGCUCAACAACGAUCUCAAGCAGAUGCUGAACGAUGCUUCCGAUAAUAUUAUCACCCGGCUGGAGGAAGAAUCGCAAGCUGAGAAGCUGACGACGCUGUAUCAGUUUGUCGAAACAUUGCCCGAAAUUCGUGCAAGUUUGGAGAAGAUGAAACAACUGACGAGCGAACUACGAAUUACGGCGUCUCAGUUGAAUGAUGGGCUUCGUGGCGUGAAGAGAGAAUUACUUACGUCGCUUAACAAGUGUGGCACACAAGAAUGUAUCAAAGUGAUGGACGACUACAAGAUAGGACGCUUGAAUGUGAACGGUAUCGACUACAACUCGAUACAAGACAGAUACUUCCCGAGGCUGCCGGAUUUGUCGCAAAUCAUUGAGAGCGUUAAGCAGCUGACCGACAGCAGCCUGGGCAGUGCCAUCCAGGUCGGUGUCGAUCAGAUGAACCAGCUCAAGCGUACGCUGAAGCAAACCGUCCUGGAGAACAUACCGAAAGUGCAGGCCGCUUCGGAUUCUACGGGAAAUGCAAUCAGAGACGUGUCGAAUAUGCUCACCUCACGGAUAAACAAUGCGGGCGAUACACUGGGCAACAAUUCCUACAAACAUCUGGACACGGCGGACGAGUACAUUGAGCAGUACAGCAUUUACAGAUACUAUGCCGGACUGGGCAUUAGUUCGGUGCUAUUGCUAAUUUUGAUCUGCUUGGUGUUUGGACUGUUGUGCGGCAUUUGUGGCAAGCGUCCGGACGGUUAUGGAGACGAUUGCUGCAACAAGGGUGCUGGCGGAAGAUUCCUUAUUUUUGCUGUCGCCAUAAUCUUCCUCACGUUCUCCGUUAUCUUGGCGGUUGCGUUGGCAUCAUUCCUGGUUGGUACGUUAACGCGACGUGCCGCUUGCGAUUCGCUUCGCGAUCCGGCCAACGAUCAAAUCAUCAACUAUCUGGAUCAAUUUGUGGAUUUGAACCGGCUGUAUGCGGAUCUGCGGGCACAGGCAGAGCGCUCGCGAACGAAGCUGCCGGUCAGCGACAAUGUGGAGCAGAUACACAUUGGCGAGGUGAUUGAGGCUUGUCGGGAAAAUGGAUCUAUCUACAAGGUGCUGAAGUUGAACAAUUUCGUCGACAUUGACACGAUCCAGGAGUUCCCCGAGCAGUACGGUAUUACGCGGGAGCUGAACGCGCUUACGCACAAGAUUAAGAUCGAUCCGGUAAAAAUCCUCACGCCGGAAGCAACGGAAGACAUUGAAGCGUUGAAGGCGUCAAAGUUGAACGAUUUCGAUGUGGAUAAGUUUACUGACAAUUUGACGUACAACAUCACCGAGUACAACUUGAACGAAAUAGCCGACAAGCUGCGGGAUGUCGCGAACCGUGUUCCCUCCGGCAAGGAAAUGAACGACAUUAAAGUGAACCUGAAAAAUCAAGCUCUUCAUCUGUCUUCGUAUCAGACCAACCUUGUCGAUCCGAUAAUCGCAUCCACAAACGAGCUAAUUAAGCUUUCGACCACGCUGGACAGUAGCUUGAAGUUUGGACAACCAUCGUUCUCCGCUGCAAUCGAGAAAUUCUUGGUCCAGAUUAAGGAUGCUGAGUUUUACAUCAACAAUCACGGGCGAAACUUCGUACAGAACGUCACCGAGGAGCUGGUUACAGGGUUCACCAAUCAAAUCUACGCUUACAUCAAGUUCGUGACCGUUUCGACCAAAAACGAUAUUGGAUUGUGUGGACCGAUGUACAACGUGUACGAAUCGAUGAUUGUUGCAUCGUGCAAUCGUAUCGUUGAUCCAUUUAAUGGAUUCUGGGCUGGAGUGGUGUGGUGUUUGCUACUGUUUCUGCCUUCGAUCAUUUUCGGCGUAAAGCUGUCGACACUGUAUCAAAAGUCGGAUCCUUACCCUGGGCCGAUGGUGGAAUCUGAGUAUCUGUAUGAUGCCUACACCGAGCGUGAUAACAUUCCUCUUGCGAGUGGUCCAAAAAAUAAACGCCGCAAGAAGCAGGAUCGUCGCCGCGAAUCGCGUGAUCGUCGAGAUAUCUACUACGAGGAGGGCAGCCCAUCGCACAGCCGUGACCCAAGGUACAACGACAUGGCGCCGAAUGUAGAGUCACAGAUCCCUUCAAUACUAACCCAUAGCGGCAGCGAUACGGUGGCAUCUUCGCCACCGCCGGUACUACUAACAUCUUCCCACCACCACCACCACCAACACCAGCAGCGCCAUAAUAUGCACCAACGUCACCAUUCUACCCCUUUGCCAAUGUCACUGCCAAUGUCGCUACAUACGUCACAAGAGUCCCAAGAACAGCAGGACUCACCCAACUGCACCGUCUACGCUGGAUAUCAGAAUUCUAGUCCAACUUCACCUAUGAAGACGGCGUCAUCGUUUCAACCGUCACAACCGCCCGGCGGUGCCGGUUCACCGAACCGUAUGCUUAGUCGCUUAUUUAGCAAAAGUUUCUUUGACGACUUUCAAACGGCGCUCAAGCAGUACGAUCAACAGUACGCACCUGCCGGUGGAUCGUCUGAUCUGCUCACAGUGAUGGGACAAGAUCGGCGGACGGCCCACUAUCAGCCGUCGUAUCUUCCGUCGAUGUUACACCAACACCAUCAGCAUCUGCAUCAGCAGCAGCAGCAUGUGCCACGCGCUGGCCACGUAAGCCGAAGCAAUAGCAGUAGUGUCGGUUCGGUCCGAUCGAUGGCGCUCGUACCAACGCGUACGCCCUCACCGCUGGACUUCCGUACCAUGUCCUUCCGGAGGCCCCGAUCGUUGGCCAGCGAGGAGAGUGGUGGGAAGCAGUCGACAACACGCACGGAUAGCGGUUACGAGAAAUAUUAG
Molecule: messenger RNA, 3510 nt
Organism: Anopheles maculipalpis
Lineage: Eukaryota; Metazoa; Arthropoda; Insecta; Diptera; Culicidae
Product: prominin-like protein
Exons: 13
Coding region: 1-3510 (1169 amino acids)
Cellular component (GO): membrane
Source: RefSeq, a predicted model, not a curated record